Molecule: messenger RNA, 1575 nt
Organism: Sclerotinia sclerotiorum 1980 UF-70
Lineage: Eukaryota; Fungi; Ascomycota; Leotiomycetes; Helotiales; Sclerotiniaceae
Exons: 5
Coding region: 1-1575 (524 amino acids)
Biological process (GO): transmembrane transport; carbohydrate transport
Cellular component (GO): membrane
Molecular function (GO): carbohydrate:proton symporter activity
Source: RefSeq, a predicted model, not a curated record
AUGGCAGAUCUAGAGGCUAAGGAACCCGUGCCACACGCUGAUGAAAAGCCAUCUUUUGAGAAGGGCAUUUCCAGCCAGGAAGAUGGAAUUGAAAUCCCAAGACAUACAAGCUUCGUCAAUGUCAUGGUCUUAGUGACAGCUUGUCUUGGUGGUUUCCUUUAUGGAUUUGCCGCCAACGCGAUUUCCGGCACAGUUGCCCAGCCGACAUUUAUCGCCAAAUUUUUGACCAAUUCGCAGGCUCUACAACUCGUAGAUGCAAUGCUUGGAGGAUUUUUAGGUGGUGCUAUGGUGGGAUCUAUUUUGCAAGCGCCAAUCUCCAACAAAUUCGGUCGACGUAUCGCGAAUGCUGUGGCAGCAUGCAUCGUAAUCUUUGCGGCUGCCAUAUCAGCCGGAGCUGUCAAUGUUGCCAUGUUUAUUGCUGGACGCGUUCUAACUGGUGUUGGCGCUGGUAUGGUUCUUGCCAACUCUCCAGUGUAUAUGAGUGAAGUCGCGCCUCCUCACAACCGUGGUAUGCUUGUUGGACUCCAAGGUAUUGGUAUUGUUGCCGCAUAUAUUAUGGCUGCAGUUUGCGCACUGGCAUUCAAUUUUGUCAAAGAUGAUAUCCAAUGGAGAUUGGUUUUCAUCGUACUCUGCGGAGUCGCUUGUCUUCUCCUAUUAUCUCUUUGGUUUUUGCCUGAAUCUCCAAGAUGGUUGAUGGAGAAGGGAAGAGAUGCAGAGGCCAAGCAGGUCUUGGAAUACUUGCACAAGACUAAGGCAGAUCCUUACAACACCCUCGCCCGUGCUGAAGCGGUUCAGAUUAGAGCUCAAGUCGACACUGAGAAAUCCCUACCAAAAGGCUUCAUUUAUAUCUUUUCUACACCACAUCUUAGGAAGCGCGCUUUCAUUUCCAUCAUUCUUUGGACCAUGGGACAGGGCACUGGCAUCACAGCAAUUGCAAACUUAAUCCCUACAUUUAUGGCUGGUCUCGGAUUUGGUACUGUCGUUCAAUUGGGUCUCGGUAUCGUCUGGUCAGUUUGUGCAGUUAUUGGAUGCGGAAUCAACGUUGUUCUCCUGGAUCGUAUAGGGAGAAGGAAGCUUCUGAUUAUUGGUGGCUUUGGAAUGGCCGCCAUUCUCAGUACAAUGGCUGCACUAGUCAAGUACUAUCUUGGUACACCUGCAGGCCCUGGUGUUAGAGCACUCGUUGCUCUUUACUUCAUCAUGGGAGCAUUCUUCACUUCGACGAUCGAGUGUACUUCCUACGUUUAUGGUUCUGAAAUUUGGCCAACCCAUUUACGUAGUGAGGGUUCCACCAUUGCAUAUCUCAGUUUCUUUGGAAAUGCUAUCGCGUAUAGUGCUCCCGUCUCUGUUGGUUUGAACAAUAUUGGCUGGAAGUUUUACAUGAUUCUUAUCUGUGUUACUGUCGUCACCACCAUCAUGAUUGUUAUUUGGUUCCCAGAGACAAUGGGUUUGACAUUGGAGGAAAUUAAUGUUACAUUUGGUGAGAAGGUCGAAUUGCAGCUUAAGGAUGCUCUUUACAACGAGAAUGAGUCGACAACAUCCGAUCCUUCCAAGCCAGGAUCUGCUGUAGCCGCUUAG